AUGGCAGACUUUGACCCUACCUCUGUCAAUCUCGACACAGCCGACCCAGCACAGAUCAUCUGCUACAUAAACGCUAGCAGCAAUGAAUACAAUGGCCACAUGGGAGCACGGAUCUCAUCCAUCUUCGUGAUCCUCGUCUGUUCCACCCUGGCAACCCUCUUCCCCAUCGUGGCUCGUCGCACACCAAGCCUCAAAAUCCCCGUGUACGUGUAUCUAUUUGCACGCUACUUUGGUACCGGUGUCAUCUUAGCUACUGCUUUUGUACACUUGCUCGAUCCUGCCUAUGAUGAGAUUGGUCCCGCUUCCUGUGUCGGCAUGACGGGCAACUGGGCCGUGUACUCGUGGCCUCCGGCUAUUGUAUUGACGUCUGUGGUGGUUAUCUUCCUGAUGGACUUUGCUGCCGAGCUCUACGUCGAGUCCAAGUAUGGCGUGAACAACGAAACCAACAACAUGACUGGACGAGCAUCGAUUGUUCAAGAGCAUGACCACGCUCUACCGGAAAACAUCGAUGCCAGCACUAACACCAGAAAAGUCGCCGAGACAAACUACAACGGCAGCGACAGCAACAACAAGGACUGGGACACAUGGAGCGACAUGGACUCCACCACCGCCGAAAAGUCCUUCCAGCAACAGAUCGCCGCUUUCCUCAUCCUCGAGUUUGGUGUCAUGUUUCAUUCUGUUAUCAUCGGGCUAAAUCUGGGCGUUGCCGGCGAUGAAUUCAAGACCUUGUACCCCGUCAUCGUCUUCCAUCAGAGCUUCGAAGGUCUCGGAAUCGGCGCCAGAAUGUCCGCCAUCCCCUUCAAGCGCGGUAGCUGGUUGCCCUGGAUUUUCAGCGCGGUGUAUGGUCUGACAACACCCAUCGCAAUCGCAAUCGGUCUCGGGCUACGCAAGACGUACAACCCCGGCUCAAACACGGCUAAUAUCGUCUCUGGCGUCUUUGACUCUGUCUCGGCUGGCAUAUUGAUCUAUACUGCUCUUGUGGAGUUGCUGGCUAGGGAUUUCUUGUUUGAUCCUUGCAGGACCAAUGAUCGUCGCCGGUUGGCUUUUAUGGUUAUCACCACGAUUUUGGGUGCGGGUAUCAUGGCGCUUUUGGGUAAAUGGGCUUAG
Molecule: messenger RNA, 1107 nt
Organism: Talaromyces amestolkiae
Lineage: Eukaryota; Fungi; Ascomycota; Eurotiomycetes; Eurotiales; Trichocomaceae
Exons: 1
Coding region: 1-1107 (368 amino acids)
Biological process (GO): zinc ion import across plasma membrane
Cellular component (GO): plasma membrane
Molecular function (GO): high-affinity zinc transmembrane transporter activity
Source: RefSeq, a predicted model, not a curated record